Molecule: messenger RNA, 1242 nt
Organism: Clonostachys solani
Lineage: Eukaryota; Fungi; Ascomycota; Sordariomycetes; Hypocreales; Bionectriaceae
Source: the annotation of a GenBank genome assembly
AUGGGGAUCCCGUCUGCACGCCGGCUGCAUCUCCGGCGCAUCACCCGCCACAGGAUCUCCCGGAUCCUGCUGCUGGUGUUCGCCCUCGUCAGCUUCUUCGACGUGCUCCAGGUCCACCACGGCAUCGGCAGCAACGAGCGGGAGCCGCAGAGCAACCGCCGCUCGCGCCAGCAGGAGCGCAUCUACAUCACGGGCCUGCACUACAACGACGGCGAGCUGCUGCGGGACCACUGGAUGACCUCCCUGCUCGAGCUCGUGAAUGAGCUGGGCCCCGGCAACGUGUUUGUGAGCCUGCACGAGAGCGGCAGCUGGGACGAUACCAAGGAGAUGCUGCAGUGGCUGGACCAGGUCCUCGAGGAGCGCGGGGUCGCCCGGCACAUCGAGGUGUCUGACGAGUCGCACCAGGACGUCAUUGACCGCGGGUUCGCCGAGGGGGAAUGGGUUGAGACGUCGGCGCGCGAGAAGGCCGUCCGGCGCAUCCCGCACCUUGCUCGGCUUAGGAACAAGACUCUGCAGGAUCUGAUUGAGCUGAACAAGAAUGGCGUCAAAUUCGAUAAAGUCUUGUUUCUUAAUGACGUAGUCUUUACGACGGAGGAUGUCAUGACUCUCAUGGAGACCAAUGGCGGAGAGUACGCGGCUGCGUGUUCCCUCGACUUUGAUGCCCCUCCAAUCUACUACGACACAUUUGCCUUGAGAGACUCGGCGGGCCGCCCGGACCGGAUGCUCUGGUGGCCCUAUUUCCGCCCUGGGCCCUCAAGGGAUGCGCUGAUGAAGAACAUUGAUGCCGUGCCCGUUACUAGUUGUUGGAACGGUAUUGUCGUCAUGCCUGCGGAGCCGUUCGUUUCAUCGACCCAGCUCCGCUUCCGAGCCAUUCCCAAUUCCCUGGCCGCCCACCAUCUUGAAGGCUCUGAGUGCUGCCUCAUCCACGCCGACAACCCCCUCUCCAAGAGUCUAGGUGUGUAUCUGAACCCGCGAGUCCGGGUCGGCUACAACAAAAAGGCCUACGACGUGACCCACCCCAAGGGGAGCUGGAUCUCGACCUGGGCCAUCCUCCGCGGCCUGUGGGUGAACAGGAUAAAGACCUGGACGACCGGGCUGUUCUGGGACGACCUGGUCCAGAAUAGAGUGUUAAGCAAGGUGAAGAAAUGGGAGAAGGAGGCCAUGGGCAACUCGGAGCCCGGCGUGUUCUGCCUCAUCAACGAGAUGCAUGUCCUGGUCUGGAACGGCUGGGCGCACAUCUGA